Messenger RNA from Serpula lacrymans var. lacrymans S7.9, 1314 nucleotides. RefSeq lists its product as uncharacterized. Gene Ontology annotation, molecular function: damaged DNA binding. Bases 162 to 1115 code for a protein of 317 amino acids. The record is from RefSeq and is a predicted model, not a curated record. The transcript is spliced from 6 exons. Lineage: Eukaryota; Fungi; Basidiomycota; Agaricomycetes; Boletales; Serpulaceae. Gene Ontology annotation, biological process: UV-damage excision repair; nucleotide-excision repair involved in interstrand cross-link repair; nucleotide-excision repair, DNA damage recognition. Gene Ontology annotation, cellular component: nucleotide-excision repair factor 1 complex.
GAUUGACCACAAUAAGUACUACUAGGUCCUUGACCAAGGUUACUGACAGGAAUGCUUGUUACUGGUUCACAAGAUCGGAAUUCAGGGCACUUGCCGCCCUGUCUUAUAUGCAGCUCACAGGUCACCCAUAUACUGCAUCGAAGGACCGUAACGUUCAUAUCAUGGAGGAACAGAGACCUUCUACACCACCUGCAAACCCGUCUCGUUCUACUGAAUUUCAGUUAACUCCAGAGAAGAUAAAACAGAUAGAGAUAAACAGGCUAAGAGCGAAAGCCAAGCAACGUCAACGAGAGCAAGCAUCCUCUAGUGCAUCUUCUGUUCUAAAUGCAAACAAUAAACGUCCGCUCGGUGUCGUUCCCGCUGUCUCUACCUCUCCGACGGUACCUAAGACAACUCCCGCCCCCCUGAAACGCGACUCGCGAUUGGGAAAAUACUUCGAAUAUGAUUUGUCCAAGAUGGUUAACUCCAAGGGUGGUUUCUUGGUUGAAGAUGGGAAGGAGUUUGACGAGGACUCGAGAGUGAAGGAACGCGAACGCGAACGGCAGCGGGCAAUGCAAAACGUGGAACCUCCUGUGUUUUUGGACCCAGAACGUAAUCCUAAAUGCAAAGAGUGCCAGUCCAUCGACAUUGACAACACGUUCAAGAAAAUAUUCGGGUGUCUGGUGUGCAAUAAAUGUAAAGAUGAUUUUCCAGAGAAAUAUAGUCUACUCACAAAGACCGAGUGCAAAGAGGACUAUCUUCUCACUGAUUCUGAGCUUCGAGAUCACGACUUGCUUCCUCAUCUUCUGAAAGCGAACCCUCACAAAUCAACGUUUGCAAACAUGAUGCUCUUCCUACGAUUUCAAGUGGAGGAAUUUGCAUGGAAGAAAUGGGGUUCUUCCGAGGCGUUAGACGCAGAAUGGGAACGGCGAACAGCUGAAAAGAAGAAGAAGAAAAACAAGAAAUUUGAAGAGUCCUUGAAAGACUUGCGCAGGCGCACGAGAGAAGGUGUCUGGCAGAGACGGAAGGAUAAGGAGCACAAACACGUAUUUAGUGUGGUCGAAGGGAUUGCUGAUGGAGGUGGACAGCAGGUCUGUCAUGAAUGCGGGUUCACCAUCGAUGUGGAGGUCUUUUGAAUAGUAGAGCUCGUUCAUUAAUUUAAAUCUACUUAUUGUACUAGUUUUGUUGACAGCUAGCUGUUUGGAUGCUCGUUGUCAUUGUUGUCAUUGGAUGCUCACUGUAUCCUGCACUGUACAACACAUGUCAUCAAUAAGUAGCAGGUGAUAAUCACGCGCUACAUAAGUGCGCUUGCUAAUAGCAAUCCGGUCAUACUUC